AUGUCCAAAUAUCCGAAUAUUAGUGGACACUUUGAAGAGUUCUUGAAUGUCAAGGUUGUUAGCGUGCAAGUAUUCAGCAUGACUAAAUACCCAAACAUUGGUGAAAGCUUUGAAGAGUUCUUGAAUGACAAGGUUGUCAGUGUGCGGAUAUUCGACAUGGCUAAAUAUUUGAACACUGAUGGAAGUUUUGAAGAGUUCUUGAAUGUCAAGGUUAUUAAUGUAAUCGCAUUGACGCGAGGCAGAAAUCGCAAAAAAUGGUAUCACGGGUCAUACGCCGGUCCCGUAGGUGUCACCCGACCCACCUACUUCACUUACCUUUACCUGUCAUUUUUCGCUCUUCUUUUUUUACCCUUCUUUCAACCUUUAUUAAAACCCUAUCUCACUCACUCUCACCCACACACCGUUUGUUCUAUUCUUAACUCAACUUCUGCUACCCAUUCUCUUCUUCCAAGUCCAACCACGCUUUUCUCUACAGUCAUGGGCAAGGUCAAGAUCGGAAUCAACGGAUUUGGAAGAAUUGGCCGUUUGGUUGCCAGAGUCGCUCUGCAAAGAGACGAUGUGGAGCUCGUUGCCGUUAACGACCCUUUCAUUACCACCGAUUACAUGACAUACAUGUUUAAAUACGACAGUGUUCACGGACACUGGAAGCAUCACGAUGUCACCGUUAAGGACGAGAAGACCCUUCUCUUCGGUGACAAGCCAGUCACUGUUUUUGGACACAGGAACCCUGAAGAGAUCCCAUGGGGGUCAACUGGAGCUGAUAUCAUUGUUGAGUCCACCGGAGUUUUCACCGAUAAGGACAAGGCCGCCGCACAUUUGAAGGGUGGUGCGAAGAAGGUUAUUAUUUCUGCCCCCAGUAAGGAUGCCCCCAUGUUUGUUGUUGGUGUUAACGAGCACGAGUACAAGCCAGAGCUUGAUAUUAUUUCCAAUGCUAGCUGCACAACCAACUGCCUUGCUCCACUUGCUAAGGUUAUUAAUGACAGGUUUGGCAUUGUUGAGGGUUUGAUGACCACUGUUCAUUCCAUCACUGCCACCCAGAAGACUGUUGAUGGGCCAUCAGCCAAAGACUGGAGAGGUGGAAGAGCUGCUUCAUUUAACAUCAUUCCUAGCAGCACUGGAGCUGCCAAGGCUGUUGGAAAAGUCCUUCCUGCUUUGAACGGAAAAUUGACUGGUAUGGCAUUCCGUGUUCCCACCGUGGAUGUCUCUGUUGUUGACCUCACAGUGAGGCUGGAGAAGGAAGCCUCCUACGAUGAAAUUAAAAAUGCUAUCAAGGAGGAAUCAGAGGGCAAGUUGAAGGGAAUUCUUGGUUACACUGAAGAUGAUGUGGUCUCCACUGACUUUGUGGGCGAUAGCAGAUCAAGUAUUUUUGAUGCAAAGGCUGGAAUUGCAUUGAAUAAGAACUUUGUGAAGCUUGUCUCUUGGUAUGACAACGAGUGGGGAUACAGCUCACGUGUCAUUGACCUGCUUGUAUUCGUUGCCAAGAAGUCUUUUUAAGGUUGUACUGAAAAAAAAGUAGCUUGUCUAGACAUUAUGUGCUGGUGUCUAGCUGCGAUUUAGUGUCUUCUUGCUCGGGCAGAAAUGAGAAGUAUGAAUAAAUCGGUUUCGGGAACCGGUGUUGUUACCCUGUUAGGAGCAUUAAGCUUUUUUUUGUUGUCUCUUCUGUGUAGGGGAUGGAGUUUUUGGAUUAUUAUAUACUUGCUGAUGUACUCGGGUCUUUGUUGAUUCUGAUUGCAGACAUUUUUGCCCUCCAUUUUUCGUCCA
Messenger RNA from Glycine soja, 1761 nucleotides. RefSeq names its product glyceraldehyde-3-phosphate dehydrogenase, cytosolic-like. Bases 1 to 1494 code for a protein of 497 amino acids. Gene Ontology annotation, biological process: glucose metabolic process. Lineage: Eukaryota; Viridiplantae; Streptophyta; Magnoliopsida; Fabales; Fabaceae. The transcript has 13 exons. Gene Ontology annotation, molecular function: oxidoreductase activity, acting on the aldehyde or oxo group of donors, NAD or NADP as acceptor; NAD binding; NADP binding. The record is from RefSeq and is a predicted model, not a curated record.